CAUGACAAAACUUGUCUGUAAAAUGUUUCAAAGUUGAAAUAUAUUUUUACAUUGGAGAUUUUAUUUUUAUAACAAGAACUGUGCUAACUUUAUUUCAGGUUAUGACGCAAACAGGCAGUCAAAUUUAACUUUAUAAAAACAUUCCCUAAAAUGUAUGUAACCAAACUUUGUGGAGCUGAAUAUCUUUGGUCAGAGUCUGUUUCAUUUGAGCAGGUCCCAGCUCCCACUUCACCAAACCACAAGGAGGGGCUGAAGACGGGAGACGUUCGGGUCUUUAAAAGCCUCCAGAAACAGGCUGUGGUCACUCCUGCUGGUUUCACACAGACUAAGGCGACAAGAUGAACGCUGUGCAGAUUCUUACUUUGACUAUGCUGCUUGCUGCUGGAGGCGGCGCCCAGCUUUUCAAGUCUGGCAAAUGUCCCGAUCCUGCAGUCCAGUACAACUUUGAUCCUGCCAGGUAUCUUGGUAAAUGGUUUGAGAUCCAGAAGCUGCCAUCAGCCUUCCAGAAAGGUCAAUGUGCCACCAGCGACUACAUCCUGCAGAGUCCUAGAGUCGUCAGAGUCCUCAACAGAGAGCUGCUUGACGAUGGAACAGUCAGGUCUGCUUUUGGCACGGUUGAAGUGAAGGACCCUGCUGAGCCAGCCAAGCUGGAGGUCACCUUCUCUGAUGUAAUUCUUCUUCGGGGUUCGUACUGGCUUCUGUCCACCGACUACGACAGCUACGCUCUGGUCUACAGCUGCAAAAGCUACGGCCUGUUCCACGUGGAACUGGCCUGGAUCCUGAGCAGGCAGCCCACUCUGCCCAAAGAUAUUACUGAGUACCUGCUCAGCAUCCUGUCCUCCAUCGGCGUCAGCGUGGACAAGAUGGUCUCCACCAUUCAGGACGAGGCGUACUGCAGUCCCAUGUACCAGUGAGACGGAGUCGUGUUAAAAAAGCGUCUCUAUGACAAGCCUCAUCUUAUUUAAAGAAAUGUCUUC
Messenger RNA from Poecilia latipinna (sailfin molly), 977 nucleotides. RefSeq names its product apolipoprotein D-like. Gene Ontology annotation, cellular component: cytoplasm. Gene Ontology annotation, molecular function: lipid binding. The record is from RefSeq and is a predicted model, not a curated record. The transcript is spliced from 5 exons. NCBI's taxonomy places the organism in Eukaryota, Metazoa, Chordata, Actinopteri, Cyprinodontiformes, Poeciliidae. The coding region runs from base 339 to 914 and encodes 191 amino acids. Gene Ontology annotation, biological process: response to reactive oxygen species; brain development; tissue regeneration.